AUGUCUGAAUUUGAGCAUGAAUCAAUUGAAAAUUUAUAUUCUAAAUUAUGUCUUGAUUUAAAUAUGGAUAUUGAAACAAAAGAAGAUGCAUGGCGUUCAUAUGAACAUAUUCGUAAACAUUAUGUUCUAGAAGGUGAUCAAUUGCAUUGGUUAGCUGUAUCAUUAUAUGUAUCUUGUCGACGUAAUAGAUUUUUAACUUCAAUUGAUAAUAAUCCAAUAUCAAUAUCACGUUUAUUGAAAAGUGCAAAUCAUUUAGAAUUAAUAGUUUUUUUUGAUAAAUUACAUAAAUGGGAAGAUAUGGCAAAUUUACCUGAUUCAAUUAGAUUUAAAAUUGAUCAAGUUGAACAUGCAUUUAAUAUAUCAUCAAUCAUAUUUGAAAAGUAUACAAAAAUAUUUAUUGAAAUAUUUGGUGGAAAUCAAUAUAAAUUAAUUCAUUCUGAUUAUCAAUAUAGAAGAACAUCAAAUCAAAUAAAUCCGAAAUUAAAUCAAAAAAAUAAAGCCAAUAAAUUAAAUCAUCAUGAUUUAUAUUCAUUGAUUUGGACUAUUUAUGCUUUAGCAAAAACAAUUUAUCCAUCAACUAUAAAUGAUCUUAUUGCUUCAUUUCAUUUACUUAUUUCUUCGUUUAUUUUUAUUUAUGAUUAUUCAAAAUUGAAUAAAUUAGAUUAUUUAAUAAAAGGUUCUUGUUUAAAUGAACUAUGUUCAUCCGAUGGAACAAUAAUUGAUAAAUUAAGUGAAAAAUAUUCAUGCUCAUCUGAAAUGUGCCGAACAAUAAUUGAAGAACAUUUAAAAAGUGAUUUAAUUAAAUGUAUCAAUAAAAGUGAAAAUUUCUUGAAUGAAAAUAAUUAUUUGGAAACAAUUCGUGAUAUAAAUCGACAAUAUGAUGAAAUCGUUUUAACUAAUUGUAUAAUUGAUGAGAGAAUCUUUUUGGAAAAUCAAAAUCAAUUAAAUGAUUUAUUAUCAAAUUUAAAUGAGAAUCGCUAUUCAAAAUCUUAUCAAAAUCGAACACCAAUAACAGCAAGUCAACAUUUGACAUCGAAUGACUAUCAAACAAAUAAUUCAAAUCAAUUUUUAACACCUAUUUCGCAAGCAAAUCAAUUAAUUAACGUUUUAUUUGAAAUUAUUAAAGAUCAACAAUCAACAAAACCAUCAAAUAAUCUUCAAUUCAUUAUUGGUCAACAAACGUUUCUAGAUGAUCUAGUCGAACGUUUAAAUGAAUGGGAAAAUAUAUUUAAUAAAUCGUAUGACUCAAUUGAAGAAAUAAAUAAUUUUAAUAAACAGUUAAAUCCGUCACGAUCGUGUCAAUCUCGUUUUGAUUUAUCAUUGAAGUUAUUUUAUAAUUCUCUCGAAAAUAUUUUAACUAUUGAAAAAAAACGUUUGGAAUCAAUUCAAUCCAAUUCUCAACAACAAAUUCAACAAUCAUUUCAAAAAUUAAUAUUGAAUAAUCAAUUUUUAAAAUCUCUUCUUGGUUUAUGCAUAUUAUUAGUAUUAUAUUCACAUAAUGAUAAAUAUCAUGAUUUCAAUUGGUUAUUAAAUAUCUAUUCAUUACAUGGUUAUUCUUUUUUAAAAAUAAUACAAAUAUUUUUAAAAACAUCAAAACAAAUAUCGAAAGGUCGACAAUUUAUAAAAUAUUUAUCGUCAAUAGAAGAAAUAAUAAUAUCUUCAAUGGCAUUUUCAAAUGAUUCAUCACUGUGGAAUGAUAUUGAAUUAAAAGGAAUUUUAAAAUAUAAUCAAAUUCAAUUGAUUCAUUUAAAAAAAAAUGAUUCAUUAUCACCAAAUAAUCAUUUAACUCCUAUAUUUAUUCAAUCACCAAAUAAAAAUAAUGUUUCAAGAAAAUUAUUUCAAUCUUCAACAACAACGAUCACUCCAAAUCAAUUCAAUAAUAAUUUAUCAUUGAUUCGAAGUCAAUCCGAUGGAAUUGUUGAAAAAACUGUUAAGUUAUGUCCAUAUUCAAUGUUUUAUCGUCGAUUAUAUGAUCUAGUAUCAUCUCGUCUUGAUAUACUUUGUCUUCGUUUAUUUUCUUCUCAAUCAAAUCAAAUUGAAAAAUUAAUUUGGAAUUUUUUUAUAUAUUUAUUUGAAAAUUAUCUAGAAUUAUUAUUUCGUUCAAGAGAUUUAGAUCAAAUAUUAUUAUCGUCAAUUUAUUUUAUAUCAAAUUCAAAAUUAAUUCAAAAUAAUCAAGAAUUAACAUGGACACGUUUAAUUCAAUCCUAUAAAUCAAUGCCAAAUGCAAAAUUAAAAACACUUCGAUCUGUAUUUAUACGUUCCAUUAAUCAACAGAACGAUUUUAUUAUUAAUCAAGAUAGUUAUCGUGAAAAUCCAUGUUUAACACCAUCCAAACCAGCGGGAACAAUUCAUAUUAUUGAUGGAAACAUGUUUGGUGAUAUAACUAGUUUUUAUAAAGAAAUCUUUCUAAAAAUUGAUAAUCUGGAAAAGAGUUUUGAAAAUUAUUUAAAAACAAAUGAAUUAAUUGAAAUUCCAAAUCGAAUGAAACCGAAUGAGAAUCAAAAAACAACAAAUAAUAUUUCAAUUAAUAUUGGUCAAAAUAUUUUUAUUGAUUAUUCAUCAAAUAAAAUUCAAUCGAAUUUAUUUUCAUCAAACAAUUUGAAAGCAAAUUCAUACCAAACUAAUUCUCAAAAUAAGUCAACAUCCAAUGUUUUAUCAUCAUCUAUUCAAGCAGGUGCAAAUAACACAGUCCGAACAACUCGAAUACGAACUGAAGAUGGAAAAUUUUUAACAACAAUUUCUACAAUAUCAAAGUUAACAAAUAACAAUAGUGAUGAUAUUCAAGAAAAUAUUUUUAUUGAAAAAAAUCAAACCAAUCUUUUAUUUGGUCAAUCCAAUAAUAAUUCAAUUAAACGAACACUUUCACAAGAUUCAAACUCAAAUUGUUUAACAAGUUUAACAAAAAAAGUUUUACAAAUUGAAAAUGAUCGGCAAAAACUUGAACAAAAUUAA
This is a messenger RNA of Rotaria socialis, 2952 nucleotides long. The record is from the annotation of a GenBank genome assembly. Lineage: Eukaryota; Metazoa; Rotifera; Eurotatoria; Philodinida; Philodinidae.